CGAGGGGGACAGCCGGGGAUGCCAAGGGCCCCGCGGCUGGGGGGCCACCCCCCCCUCCCGCCUGGAUCGAGGGGCCGCCACCGAGGGGGGAACAAUGGUCAGCCGCCAUGGCUGCCACUCAGGCUUAGCCGCCGCCGAACUUGGCGGCUCCCACUGGUCAGCAGGCCUCGGUCGCCUCCCCUCCCCCCUCCAGAGCCCCCCUGCCCCCAGGUUCCCAUGGAGACCAAAGCCUAUUAAGGACACUGGGCUGGUAGCCUCCCUCCCCUCAGCCGGCCCCAGGAUGAGGGGGGGGGGAAACACCACCGGUGUGGGGGUACCCUAGACCCCAGCCACUUUCCUCAGGGGGCCCUACCCGGGCUUCCACCCCACCGCCUCCACGGGGUUCUGUCCAGCCAACCGAGCCCGGCUUGGAGGACGUUGGGGACCCAAGGAUGUUGAGUUUGGAAGCCUGGGGUGGAAGAGGCCCGGAAGGACUGGAUUUGACCUGAAUCAGUUUGUGGGUCAGGCCAGAAACUCAAAGCUGCAGGAUUAAGGAGGAAGGGUGUGGCUGUUUUUUUUUUUUUCCUUCUUUCUUUCUGUUCAUUCACUCAUCCAUUCAAAAAAUAAUUAAUUGAGCACAAGUCAAGAUGCCGGGUAGAAUAGUGAUGUCGAUUAUAAACUGACGCAGCUGCCCUGGUGGGACCUGGGAGUCAUUCUCUCCGGUUGGGACCUGUGGGCAGGUCCCUCCAUAAUAAAGAUAAUCACAGCUGCUGUUUAUCGAGUGCAUCCUGAACCCCAGCUCCUGGAAGGUGGAUGAUGCCAUGCUGAUGUUUGACAAAACCACCAACCGACACAGAGGGUUUGGGUUUGUCACGUUCGAGAGUGAGGACAUCGUAGAGAAAGUGUGUGAGAUCCACUUCCACGAAAUCAACAACAAAAUGGUGGAGUGCAAGAAAGCCCAGCCAAAGGAGGUGAUGUCCCCGACGGGCUCGGCCCGGGGCCGGUCUCGAGUCAUGCCCUACGGAAUGGACGCCUUCAUGCUGGGCAUCGGCAUGCUGGGUUACCCAGGUUUCCAAGCCACGACCUACGCCAGCCGGAGUUACACAGGCCUUGCCCCUGGCUACACCUACCAGUUCCCUGAAUUCCGUGUAGAGCGGACCCCUCUCCCGAGCGCCCCAGUCCUCCCUGAGCUUACAGCUAUUCCUCUCACCGCAUAUGGUCCGAUGGCGGCGGCGGCGGCGGCAGCGGCUGUAGUCCGAGGGACAGGCUCUCACCCCUGGACGAUGGCUCCUCCUCCAGGUUCUACUCCCAGCCGCACAGGGGGCUUCCUGGGGACUACGAGCCCCGGCCCCAUGGCUGAGCUCUACGGGGCGGCCAACCAGGACUCGGGGGUCAGCAGUUACAUCAGCGCCGCCAGCCCCGCCCCCAGCACUGGUUUCGGUCACAGUCUUGGGGGUCCCUUGAUUGCCACAGCCUUCACCAAUGGGUACCACUGAAGCAGGGGAGAGGUGGCAGGAGCGCCCCAGCCUGCAGCUGACUGAGGACCAGAGUGAGCCAGCCAGGGGAUGGGGACACCUCAGCCGCAGCAGCCCAGCCCCUCCGCUGCCGCUCCGCCUCGGACCGCUACUGCCUGUCCCCCAGCCCCUGGGCCCUGCUCUGCUGUCCCCACACAUCUGGUUCCCUUACUAACCUCCCUUUUCCGACCUUGCGCCCCCCCCCUUUCCCUGUUCGCUUUUAUUUAUUUUGGAUUAGCCGGUUGCCCCCCCCCCCACCCGCACCCCUACCAGAUUUCCCCUCUCGGGUCUGCCCCGUCCUCCCCUGCUGCCCCGUUUAGAACACCCCAGAAGGCUUUUGUAUCUGCGCAUAGCUAGCGUGGGGACAGAGGGAGGCGGCUGCGGGCCGCAGCCCCAACCCUGUUUUUUUUUAUUCUGGCUUUUCCCUCUUUUGCUCUUUACAUUUUUUUUUUUUUUUUUUUUAAAGGAACUGUUUUUAAACUGUUUCUAGGUUUGUGAAUGUGAAGCCCCAGGCCGCAGGGGGCAAGGGGCCAGGUGCCCCCCCACCAGCUGAGAACAAAGUGUCUAUCUAUGGGUGUGGUCUCCUGGCCACCUCCCUCCAGUCCUGGAGAGGGGGGCGGAGGGAGGGCAGGGCGGCGGGGAGGCCAGGCCGAGCCCCUGGAACCAUCCCGUCCUGUAUCAUAUGUAAAUACUGUGAGGUGAAGUCCUAUCCCCACCCACCCUCUCUGAGGCCCCCUGGGGUGUGGGCAUUGCCUGACCCCCACUGGGCCAAGGUCUCCCCUUUCCCCCCUCCCCGUCCGUCCCCUCCUCCUCAGACUUACUGUAAGCUUGCAGACCUCAGCUCUCGCCAUGGCAGGCCCCACACACCCUCUCAGGCCUCCUGGGUUCAAGGCCUUGGGCCGACUCUCCCCAAAAACCCAGUGUGUGUGGGGGGGGCGGGCAAGGGGCCAGGGAAGAGGAGGGCUGCCUAGAGCCCCUGCUGGGAAGGAAUUAGCUCUCCAAAGGCCUCCUGGCCACUGCUUAGGCGGGGCCCCUCAUGGUUUCUGCUCUGAGCCCUCCUCCACCGUGGGUGGGCGUCAGGGGCACUUCAGUAGGGAGUAGAUGCCAGGAAAAGCAAAGGGCUUCUCAGGGAACCCCCACAUUCUCACUGAAGUUUCCCACCAGGAUAGUCCCGCAUCCAGAGCCCCUGGAGCCCCUUUCGGAGGAAAGAGACAGGGUCAGGGUGUGAACGUGGAGUGAGACCUGGCUGGUGCGGCAGGGCUGAGGCCUACCUGCUGUUGUCCCCUCUCUGUGUCCUUCCCCACCCAAGUCUGAGGCUGGGGGCUUAAGCUCCCUUCCCCAGCAGAGCCCCCCAACCCUCAAAACCCCCCUUGGAGAGUUAAUUGUCCGUGUGAGGCGCUCAUUCAACCCAUUAGCCCUGAGAACUCAAAGCAAUAAUCUUCGUCACCAAGAUGCGCGGCUGUUUUCGGUUUUUGUUUUUUUUUUGGUUUUUGUUUUUGUUAAAUAUUUCCUAAUAAAAGAGAAGCUGCAUUUUACUGGUUUUUUAUUUUUAAUUUUCUACGCAUCUGAGCUGAGCCCCGGGAGACUUAGCCCCCCCUUCCCCCCCUCCCGCCCCCGCCCCUGUCCCUGGGCCCGCUUACCCCACUGGGCCUAACUGUGGGUUCAGGGACCCGGGACUCCAUUUUCUGAUUUGUUUGAGAAAAAAACAUUUUUUUUUUUUUUUAAAGGAUGUUACAUGGUGUUUUUGAAGCCAGCAAAUUCCACCCUCGGUGUCUCUCCACAUCUGUAACUUCUUUUUCCAGGUCUUAUUUUGUUUUGAAUUCCUAAUAAAUUAUUUGAAAACGGU
Molecule: messenger RNA, 3339 nt
Organism: Peromyscus maniculatus bairdii (prairie deer mouse)
Lineage: Eukaryota; Metazoa; Chordata; Mammalia; Rodentia; Cricetidae
Source: RefSeq, a predicted model, not a curated record